GGAGUGCAGCUGCAACUUUCCGUGAUAGACAUGAAACAAUUGAACACAAUAAAUAAUAAAUAAAAUUCAUCAAGUUCAUAUAAGUGCCGACUCCUCAAGCUCCACCGUCCAACCGGCCAGUAGCCGCCGCCCGACGGCAGUCCUGCCGCCAUUUAUACCUCGGUUUUUUCCACUCUUUUACGCUCUGAUUUCCCGUUUCUGUUGGAUUUCAAUUUUUCCUUCGAAAAACGGCUGCUGGAAGUUUCGGGUUUAUCUCACUGUGGAUAAAGAGUAACACACAUGAAUAGCAGCAGUAACAGACAGAGAAACCUUGGGGGUGGGGUUCAAUACAUAAUGGACUAUCUGAAACGAAUGCAAGCAGAGAAUCCAGCUUUCUUUUACGCAAUUCAGGGUGAUAAUGAAGAAUCCACAGGAAAUAUUUUCUGGGCCAGUGCAACUUCAAGGAUGAACUACAACUACUUUGGGGACACUGUUAGAGUUGAUACAGCUUAUAAGACUGACCACUAUAAGGUACCUUUUGUCACAUUCACCGGUCUAAAUCAUCAUGCUCAGCCCGUCCUUUUUGGUUGUGCAUUGCUUCUCAAUAUGUCUGAUGAUUCAUUAAUCUGGCUCCUCCAAACAUGGCUCCAAGCAAUGUCCGGACGCCACCCUGUCUCCAUGAUAACUGACCCUGAUCAACUCAUUCAGAUGGCAGUGGCGCGAGUUCUUCCAGAAACACGCCAUCGCUUUUGUAAAUGGGGUAUAUUUAGAGAAACACAGGAGAAACUGGUGCAUGUAUGUCAAACAAGUCCUACAUUUUAUAUUGAGUUAAAAAAAUGUGUCAAUGAAGUUGAGACAGCUGAGGAGUUUGAGUCACAGUGGGCAGCCCUCCUGGAGAGAUUCUACGUCGUGGAUAAUGAAUGGCUUGAGGCUAUGUAUAAUGCACGUGAACAGUGGGUCCCUGUCUAUAUGCGGGACGUGUUUUUUGGGGAAUUGUUCCGAGUGGAACACAGUGAGACCAGAAAUUCAUUCUUUGAUGGGUUUGUGGAUGCAUCCACCACUAUACAAUCAUUCUUUAAACAAUAUGAACAGGCUAUAUCAGGCUGGCAUGAAAAGGAAUUGAAGGCAGACUUUGAUACUACUAAUACUGCACCAGUUUUGAAGACGCCCUCACCUAUGGAAAAACAAGCUGCUAACCUCUACACAAGGAGGAUAUUCAUGAAAUUCCAAGAAGAAUUGGUCGAGACUCUUGCUAAUCCUGCAACUAAAAUUGAUUGCUCAGGAACAGUCACAACAUAUCGGGUAGCCAAAUUUGGGGAAGAGCACAAAGCGCACACUGUUCAGUUCAACGCAUUUGAGAUGAAAGCUAACUGUAGCUGUCGGAUGUUUGAAUUUUCGGGUAUCAUUUGCAGACAUGUACUAUCAGUAUUUAGAGCAAAAAACGUUCUUACACUCCCUACUGAGUAUGUAUUGAAACGUUGGACAAGAAAUGCAAAAAGUGGUGGUGGAGAUGGUAUGAGUGAACAUGCUUCCCAGCUGCCUUGUAAUUAUAGGGAGUCUGUAAAUGUUCGUUAUAAUAAUCUACGCCAAGAGGCUGUAAAAUUUGUAGAAGAAGGUGCAAAAUCCAUACAUGUAUAUAAUGUUGCAAUGCAUGCUCUACAAGAGGCUGCAAAGCAGGUUGCUGCUGCUAAGAGUAAAAGUCCUGGAGCCACGCAGGGAACCAAUUUUGCAAAUGGAAGCAAUCAAGAAAAUCAUGGAGGCAAGGAAAAUCAAGCAGCAUCAUAUUUAUCCAUGGUUAGAUACUUCAGACUUCCUUUCUCUUUCUACACUACAAGGAAUUAUCAUGUUAACUUCCUAGAGUCUAGAGAUUGUAUAUUCUGUUAUUUCUUACUCGUUUUAGUUUUUUGUGGUGUUACAAUUAAGGAAAAUGUAGAUAUGAAUGCUCUUAAGUGGUCCUAAAUAUGAAGCACUUAAAUUUCAUGAAUUUC
Messenger RNA from Olea europaea var. sylvestris, 1967 nucleotides. RefSeq names its product protein FAR1-RELATED SEQUENCE 9-like. Lineage: Eukaryota; Viridiplantae; Streptophyta; Magnoliopsida; Lamiales; Oleaceae. Gene Ontology annotation, molecular function: zinc ion binding. The transcript is spliced from 3 exons. The coding region runs from base 280 to 1938 and encodes 552 amino acids. The record is from RefSeq and is a predicted model, not a curated record. Gene Ontology annotation, biological process: regulation of DNA-templated transcription.